AUGGAUUUGGUAAAAGAUUACCUUAGAACCAAUGGAGUCUGCGAAACCCAGGCCUGCAUCAGAGCCUCCAGCAUGUUGGCUUUGAGUAUGAACCGAACUUUAGAUCCUUGCGACGAUUUUUAUAAAUAUGCAUGUGGAGCUUGGCAUAUGGAACAUCCAAGACCAAGUGAAUCAUCUUCAUACGAUUGGUUCAACGACCGCCAAACUCGAAUUUUGCGCCAAGUUCGAGACUACCUCAGAUUGGAACCGGACACCAAACAAAAACUACCAUUACCUCUAAAACAAUCACGUUGGAUGUACAAAGCCUGCAUGGAUACCGAAAAAUUGGAGGACCUUUCGUACGCACCCAUUGUAAACUAUCUUCACUCCAUUCAAAUGCCGGCUGUCCCGACAUAUUUUUUAGAUAAAGUAGACGUUACAAAUAUGUUUUCAAAUUUGACUAAUUAUGUUAUGAAUAAUGAAGGCGCGUAUAUUACAAAUUUUGAUUGGAUUAUUACUUGUGCAGCUCAUAAAAGAUUGAGUACAGCGGAUCUUUUAAUCGGUUUUGCUGUGUAUCCUCAUCCAAUGAAUGGUUCCAGAACUAUUAUGCUGGUUGGAUCUCCUGAAAAUACUAAUCCGUUGCCGAGUUACAAAGAGUUGUCUAAACGUUUGGAAAAAGUGCGACGUGCCAUGAGUACAAAAGAACGUUCUCCAAAUCAAAAACGUUACCUAACUUUCAUUCGUGACGUCACUUUAAAUUACAUAACUGAAGUGACUCAAUUGGAAGGGACUCCUCCAGUUGACUUGAUGCAAAGACUGGAUGAUGCUGCUGAAGCAAUUUAUAAUCUGGAAGAGAAACUUUACGAGAUAAACGAAAUGGCCAAAAACAUCUCGUUGAAUUCAACCGCAGAUCUGAUGUCGUCGAUGAAAGAAAUAACUGUCGAGGAAUUACAGACCGAGACAAAUCUUUGUUUGGAUGGUGAAGUCGAUUCCGACAAACAACCCCAUGAUUUGUGGUCGCGAUACAUCCAAAAAUUAUUUGAAGGUAUACAAUCAGGAGUCAAUGUAACUGGAGAUAAAAUUCUUAUAGACGAUUCGGAAAUAUUCUACUUAUGUUCAAUAAAUCGUUUAAUGCAUACACAUCCAGCACGAGAGUUAGAAUUGUAUUUAUGGUGGCAAAUUAUGGAAAUCCUUAGUGUACAUACAACUAAAACCAUGAGACAACUGUAUGAUAGAUAUGCUGGUCAAGUAUUAGGCAAAACAGUUUGCCAAAUAAGGUAA
Messenger RNA from Ctenocephalides felis (cat flea), 1260 nucleotides. RefSeq names its product membrane metallo-endopeptidase-like 1. Gene Ontology annotation, biological process: protein processing. The record is from RefSeq and is a predicted model, not a curated record. NCBI's taxonomy places the organism in Eukaryota, Metazoa, Arthropoda, Insecta, Siphonaptera, Pulicidae. Gene Ontology annotation, molecular function: metalloendopeptidase activity. The coding region runs from base 1 to 1260 and encodes 419 amino acids. Gene Ontology annotation, cellular component: plasma membrane. The transcript has 9 exons.